Falco peregrinus (peregrine falcon) is the source of this 2260-nucleotide messenger RNA. RefSeq names its product ganglioside GM2 activator (gene GM2A). The record is from RefSeq and is a predicted model, not a curated record. Gene Ontology annotation, molecular function: enzyme activator activity; lipid carrier activity. Gene Ontology annotation, biological process: ganglioside catabolic process; lipid transport. Bases 157 to 801 code for a protein of 214 amino acids. Gene Ontology annotation, cellular component: cytoplasmic side of plasma membrane. The transcript has 4 exons. NCBI's taxonomy places the organism in Eukaryota, Metazoa, Chordata, Aves, Falconiformes, Falconidae.
AGGGAAGAGGGAGCCGGCUUGGGAAAGCUGGAGCGGGCUCUGUAGGGCAGCAGGGCGCCUGAGGCCCAGCACCAUGCAGCCCCACACUGAUGUGUAGCUCCUGUGGAGCCUCUUUGCCUGCAGACCCGCAGGCGAAGGGCUCCCAGCUCUUGCUAAAUGUCGGGGUGCAGCCUGCCCCUUGCCCCGGCUUGCCCUGAGCCCUGUGUCCUGCCCUGUGCCCUGGGCUGCUCCUGGCUGGCGAGCGGGACGGCGGGACAGGCUGCUCCUGCGUGGGCAGUGCUGCCCGCUGGGGCUGCCGCCUGGCUCCAGGUUGGUGGCUUUGCCUGGGAGAACUGCGGUGAUGGGAGGGACCCCGUGGUUCUGCAGAGUCUCUCUGUGGCACCUGACCCCAUCAGCAUCCCGGGGAGCCUGCGCAUCAGUGCAGCUGUCAAAAGCGGCAAGGCCAUGGCCUCCCCUCUGAAGGCAGUGCUGGUGGUGGAGAAGGCGCUGGGUGACCUCUGGAUCCAGCUGCCCUGCAUCGAUCAGCUGGGCAGCUGCACCUACAAUGAUGUCUGCACCAUCCUGGACAACCUCAUCCCGCCUGGCACAACCUGCCCGGAGCCCCUGCUCACCUAUGGCAUCCCCUGCCACUGCCCCUUCAAAGCGGGCUCCUAUUCCCUGCCGGCCAGUGACUUCAUCCUGCCCGACAUGGAGCUGCCUUCCUGGAUGACCAACGGCAACUACCGUGUCCGGGCAGCUGUCAGCAAUGGCGGGGAGGAGCUUGCCUGUGUCAAGCUGGCCUUCUCCCUGCAGUCCCAGUGAGGGGCAGGGGACUGUCCCUCCUUUACCCCACACCUCCCUGUCCCAUCCCAUCCAGUUGUGCCCCAUCCCAUCCCAAUCCAUCCCUGUGAGGUGUGCCCCUCCUGCUGCCAGGAGGAGGCAGCCCUUGUACCCCUGCCUGGUGCCCCCUCCCCUGCUACACACAGAAGGGCCCCUCUGGCUGUCCUGCUGUCAACCAGGGUAUCCCCUGCCCCGGACAGGGUGGCCUUGGAGCCUGGCCCCAGCCUUUCAGCAUGAUCUGGAGGUAAUUAUUUUUCACUCGUUUUUUUUUUUUUUUUACUUAAUCCUAUCAGGGCAAUUUUAGACAAAAAACAUUCCAGGGAAAAGCAAUACUUCUUGGAGCAGUCCGUGGGGAGGAGGGAGUGUUUGGCAGUGCUGGGGCAGGCUGAAGGGAUGCAGGAUUAGCUGCGGAGGGUGUCCCUGCUUGCCCCCACCAUCUCUAGGCAGAGCAUAGGGUUGUUUUGCAGAAGUGUCCCCAGGGUGGCUGCAGGAGACCUGUCCUCCCCCCAGCAGCUCUGGGUGUGCCUCUGGCUCAUCCCUGUCCUGCACAUGGGAACAGCUUGGUCACACAAGGCACCUGUGGGGGCACCUGCCUGUGCCCCUUCUGCAACAAACGUCACAAGCAUAAGAGGACUGAAGCCACCUGAGCCCCAGAUGGACAUUCCCACUUGCAAGGGACCAAGCGGCUGGUGCUGCUCCCAGCAGCAGGAGAGGUGGCUGGCCACCAGUGCUGGCUCCAGGGCGCAGGGGGCAUGGCUGCCACAGGCAGCUGGGGCACAGCCUGGCCGAGAACAAGUCCUACUCACCUCAUUUUGCUGCUGGGACUGAGCUGAGGGAGGGCGUUGUGCUGGGGCUAUCCUUCCAUUGCAUUGGCAGAGGCACCUUUACCUGUAGCAGCAUCCUGGACAUGGGGUGGACUGGGAGAUGACCAUGAAGACCAGUAGGCUGGGUCCUGUCUGGGGGCCCUGCAGCCCAUCUCCUGGUUGUGGCUGGGGGUUGGGGCGUGGGCAGGCAGCAUCCCGCCUGCCUGCAGCUCUGGGCAGAGCAUUUGCCAUCACCUGCCUGUGCCAGGUCCCCGCAGGGCAGAGGUGCAGGUGACCCACCAGCCAUGCACAUCCCUCCCCCCCUCACUGUCCCUGCCUGCUCACAUUAUUUAGCCCCUCCAUAGGGCUGGUCUUCCUCCAAGCACUUUAUACGCCUUAACUACUGCCAGGCUGCCCUGGUGGGAGGUCCUCUGCCACACAGACGUGUUCCUGCUGCCUUUCUGUGCCCUCCACUUGCUUUGUUUCAUCCUGCUGCUGGGUCCGACCCAGGUUUGUUUUACCUGGAGAUGUGCUAACCCUCUCACCCUGUUCCCUGCUGCCGCGCAGUGCCUGUGCCAGGGUGGCAUCCUCCUUUCGGGAAGGUACUGUAGGUUCUUAAUAAAUCUUUUUACCAGGAA